Messenger RNA from Mesoplodon densirostris (Blainville's beaked whale), 788 nucleotides. Its product is annotated as cytochrome c oxidase subunit 4 isoform 2, mitochondrial. Lineage: Eukaryota; Metazoa; Chordata; Mammalia; Artiodactyla; Ziphiidae. The record is from RefSeq and is a predicted model, not a curated record. Gene Ontology annotation, biological process: mitochondrial electron transport, cytochrome c to oxygen. Bases 1 to 753 code for a protein of 250 amino acids. The transcript has 6 exons.
AUGGAGCCACUUAGUCACGAGUGUGGCAGCAGUGAAGCCUUCACAUUUGCCACUCAGCCCAGUGCAGCCAGCACCCACCUGCCCCUGGAAAGGUCUGACAAGGCUCAAGGUGUGUCCUCCCCAGGUUGCCUGAAGGAGGGCCUUACCUCAUCUUCUGUCCUUAGGGCUAAUCUUCAGGACACCCUGGACAGCAUCCAAGAGACCCCGGUCGCGCUCUGGCUUCUGCUGAGCCGCACGAUGUCCUUUAGAGCUGCCUGGAGCUUGGUGCUGAGGAAAGGAGGACUUGGAAUGCGAGGGAUCCACAGCCCAGGAGGCACUGCCCACGGCAAGGAGAAGAUGCCCCCCUACACCAACUACCAUGCCCAGCGCUCCUACCCCAUGCCCGAAGAGCCCUUCUGCACGGAGCUCAACGCAGAGCAGCAGGCCCUGAAGGAGAAGGAGAAGGGCAGCUGGACGCAGCUGAGCCACGCUGAGAAGGUGGCCCUGUACCGGCUCCAGUUCCAUGAGACCUUCACAGAGAUGAACCGUCGCUCCAACGAGUGGAAGACAGUGAUGGGCUGUGUCUUCGUCUUCUUUGGAUUCACAGGUCUGCUGAUUUGGUGGCAGCGGGUCUAUGUGUUCCCUAAGAAACCCAUCACCCUGAUGGAUGAGUGGAAGGCCCAGCAGCUCCAGCGCAUCCUGGACAUGAAGGGCAACCCUGUGCAAGGCCUGGCCUCCCGGUGGGACUAUGAGAAGAAGGAGUGGAAGAAGUGACGUGGCAUCCCAGCUGCUCGCGCUGCAACCCUGCC